AUGGAGGGAACCAAGAGUAUCAUUCAGAACAUGGAGCAAUCCUCUAGCUCGUCCAUGUCCAUGUCAUCCAUGACAAUGCCAAUGAAGCGAUCGACCCCGACGGCCGAUGCCACUCCAACCUCCUCUGCCUCCAUGCAGUUUGCAAAAUCUACCGAUAAGCCAAUGAAUGCUCAGAACUCAAUGAUUAUGAUGAUGUGA
Molecule: messenger RNA, 198 nt
Organism: Penicillium cosmopolitanum
Lineage: Eukaryota; Fungi; Ascomycota; Eurotiomycetes; Eurotiales; Aspergillaceae
Exons: 2
Coding region: 1-198 (65 amino acids)
Source: RefSeq, a predicted model, not a curated record